Molecule: messenger RNA, 483 nt
Organism: Pollicipes pollicipes
Lineage: Eukaryota; Metazoa; Arthropoda; Thecostraca; Pollicipedomorpha; Pollicipedidae
Product: inter-alpha-trypsin inhibitor-like
Exons: 3
Coding region: 1-483 (160 amino acids)
Molecular function (GO): serine-type endopeptidase inhibitor activity
Source: RefSeq, a predicted model, not a curated record
AUGGCCAGCCACCGGUGCGCCGCCGCCUCUCUGCUGCUCGCGUCACUGCUGAGCGGCGUCCGCAGCACCCCGCCGCAGGCCGCGUGCUUCCUGCCCAGGGCGCGCGGCGUCUGUCAUGACUUCACCCGCGCGUGGCACUUCGACUCGGAGCAGGGCGACUGCGCAUCGUUCUGGUUCGGCGGUUGUGGCGGCAACGCCAACAACUUCGCGUCGGCGGCGCCGGCCGUGCGCGGGCCCUGCACCGACGCUGCCAUGCUCUGGGCCUUCGACGCGGCCGCCGGCGGCUGCACGCCGUUCGUCUAUGGCGGCUGCUACGGCACCAGCAACCGCUUCGCCACGCGCGGCGCGUGCGAGGCGCGAUGCCUAUCCUCGCCGACCCGCUGCCGGCAGCCGGAGCGCGAGCGCGGUCCGUGCCAGCACGACCAGGCGCGGUACUCGUACGUGCAGCUGUCACCUGUUCAGCUACCGCGGCUGCGGCGGUAA